AUGUCAACAGCUCAAUCAGCCUCUUCUGCCGAUGCGGCGCCUUCCCUAGAUGUCUUACCUGAUCUUAUUCCAGACGCCUCCCCAAUGUCCGAUCCAUCACUUAACUCUACACCAGCUCAGGAUUCUAUCCGAAAAGAAUAUUUCACCUCAAAGGCUGAUCGUGCGCUUCAGCAUGAUCUCCCCUUCCGACCCAAUAUCACAAGGUCGAUUAUUGCAUCUCAAGUCGAGGAUCAAAGGAAAACUUACGACUAUAAUCGAGUAACAAUCAACGGAAUUCUUAGUCAAGAAUUAAACCCCACUCAUGCAAUGUUCAACUCUGUGCCAUUUGUACCAACCUCAGGAGGACCCUGCUUCGCUAAUCCUGCGCAGUCUUUUUGGUAUCGCAGCACCAUUACUCAAUUUUCGGACUUGCUCGAAGACGCAUCCUACUCCCCUACAAUCAAAGCACAGUACAUGGACUUCUUCAAUCAUUUUGUUGUUCCGGCCUUGGGACCUAUACCCUCUGUUGAAGCUCCCUGGACACCUCACCUUACUCAUGAUGCAUCUCCAUUCGAGCCCUCCUGGAAUGUCAACGGCCAAGAGUAUUUCACCCCAAAUCAUCAGAUAGGCUUCACUUUUGAGCCAAUUGGCCCACUUGCUGGCACUGGCGAGGAUCCCUUCAAUCAACUCGUGCCCGCAUUCUUCGUCUCGUCCUUGGCAAGUUCUAACAUCUGUCCGAACCUUGAUCUUGGAUGGUGGUAUCACUUCAUGAUCGAGCUCUUCGUACCUUCUGGAGAAAAUCAGCGAGCCUAUGAGCUUCUCUCGUCACGCGAUGCUCCGCCAACAUGCUUCCUAGCCUUCGAUCUGCCCACAGAGGACUUUGCACCAGUCAUGAAGCCAUAUCUGUUCCCACAAAGAAGAGCUCUGUUGGAUGGCAAGACCAACACCGAAGUCCUCUUAUCGGCUGUCAUGAAGCUACACUCGCCCACCAUGUCUUUGCUCCCUGCAGUAAAGAACAUCGAAACAUUCCUAUCAUCCAGCAAACAAGACCUCAUCGAAACCAACAACAAGCCAUCAAAUCUAGAGUGUGACCGCGACGAAAUGAGCCUCGAGAUGGUAUCCUUCGACUGCAUCCACACUUCCGAAAACCCUCGCAUCAAGCUCUACCUCAAAACACACAAUACAUCGUUCUCAAACAUCAAACACAUCUACACCUUCGGCGGCGAGCGCUGUUCCCCUGAAACAGGCAAAGCUCUCGAACUCUUCAAGCAGUUCUGGGAAUGCCUUACAGGUCUCGAAGGAGAGUGGAAAAGCUCCUCAGAGCAAACUGCCUCUUUCCUCUAUUUCGGCCUCGAGAUUGCUCAUGGACGAGAGAUUCCAGAUGUGAAGAUCUAUAUCCCGGCUUGGGCUUGUGGUGUCUCGGACCAAGGUGUGCGCGAAGGCUUGAAGAACUUCUUCUUGGCGAGAGGGUGGGGAUUAGGAGAGGUGUAUGAGAAGAUGGGGAAGGGACUUACUCAUACGUAUCUCAGUCUUGCGUAUGAUGAAGAAAAGGGCGUGAACGUGACUAUGUCUUAUUCUCCUGUUAUGGAAAGAUUAUGA
This is a messenger RNA of Mollisia scopiformis, 1578 nucleotides long. Its product is annotated as aromatic prenyltransferase. Gene Ontology annotation, molecular function: transferase activity, transferring alkyl or aryl (other than methyl) groups. The transcript has a single exon. Bases 1 to 1578 code for a protein of 525 amino acids. Lineage: Eukaryota; Fungi; Ascomycota; Leotiomycetes; Helotiales; Mollisiaceae. The record is from RefSeq and is a predicted model, not a curated record. Gene Ontology annotation, biological process: alkaloid metabolic process.